Messenger RNA from Melanotaenia boesemani (Boeseman's rainbowfish), 1776 nucleotides. RefSeq names its product popeye domain containing 2 (gene popdc2). The record is from RefSeq and is a predicted model, not a curated record. Gene Ontology annotation, molecular function: cAMP binding. The coding region runs from base 389 to 1537 and encodes 382 amino acids. Lineage: Eukaryota; Metazoa; Chordata; Actinopteri; Atheriniformes; Melanotaeniidae. Gene Ontology annotation, cellular component: sarcolemma. The transcript is spliced from 3 exons.
GAAAGCAAAAGGAGAAGGACGACGGGAAGGAUUGCAGGGGAGAGACGGGGGCAGAGGACAGAGGAAGGCAAACAUGAUGAGAGGAGAAGAGGAAGAAACCCAUUCCAGCUGUGUUUCUGCAACAAACAGAGCCGUGAGAACUUCUUCACAUUGAAGAAUUUUCCACUGCACAAGGGAACAUUUACCUCCAACAUUUUUACUCAGCAUCAGCAGUUUAUUUUUUAACCAGCUGUAAUUCAAACACAGCAUCUUAUUGUAACUAGUGAAACUACUGAAAUAGCACCAGGUUUUAGUGAAUAAGAAACCUUUUUGGUCUUUUUCUUUUUACUGUAUUUGUUUGGUGCAUUAAAAAGCCUCCUUCCUGCUUGACAAUUUGUGGACUUUAAACAUGAGCACAGACAACUUCACCCUGUGGGACAGCUUGUUGUUUACCCCUCUCUGCGAUGGCUGGAGCAACAACACAGAGGGGGCCAUCUACCAUUUGGGCAAUACUAUCCUGUUCCUGGGGUACAUGGGAGGCAGCGGGGCCUAUGGAUGCCUCUUCAUCUUUGGCUUCCUGUCUCCUGCUUUCCUGUGUCUCACGCUGUGGGGUUGGCUGACAAUGUGCAGCCUGGAUGUCUUCACCUGGAACUUGCUCCUUCUGCUGGUCUGCCUGUUUCAGGUCUGCCACCUCCUUUUCCGGCUGCACCAGGAGGGCAUACGUGGUGAGGAGUUGUCCUCCCUCUACCAGGCGGUCUACCUGCCGCUGGGUGUGCCCGUCCAGGUGUUUAAGGAGAUUGCGAGAGCUUUUGAGAACAAGGUGGUGGAGCUGAAGGCAGGAGAGAUGUAUGCUGUGGAGGGCAAGACACCAAUUGGCCAACUCUCCUUUCUGCUGUCUGGGAGGAUCAGUGUGUCUUUGGAGGGUCAGUUCCUGCACUAUAUCCACCGCCACCAGUUCCUCGACUCCCCUGAGUGGGAAUCGCUCAGACCAAACGAGGAGGGAAAGUUCCAGGUGACCCUGACAGCAGAUGAGGACUCCACAUACAUCUCAUGGCGUCGCCGCCGCCUUUAUAUGCUGAUUUCCAAAGAGCGCUACAUCGCCCGUCUCUUCUCUGUCAUGCUGGGAUACGACAUUGCUGAAAAGCUCUACAACCUCAACAACAAGCUCUACAUAAAGAGUGGCGUGCUGUUGGACAUCCGCCUGCCGAGUCUCUACCACGUAUUGGCCCCCUCGUCACAGGGCAGCGAGGGCGGCAGUGGCAGUGAUGGCGGCAUCGCCAAGCAUCAACCAGCUGAACAACAGAACCAAGAUCCAGCGCCGGCCUACCAGAUGUCUGACCCAGCCCAGUCUCAACCCCUCAAGCCCCAUCUACAGGGACCAAAGAUGACAGCCCCGGAUGCACCUCAGGCUUCUGAGCGUGACUGCUACCAGCACCCCUGGGCAACAGACCCGGAAAUGCCCUCUGGUGAGGACUCCACCAGCCUGGUCCUGGAGGACUUUACUGAUGUGGCGGGCUCCUUAAUGGAUUAUGGCAGUGAGAGGGAUUAUUUGAGGUAGAGGGGCAGGGUGCUGGAGCUAACACACUGGGUCACCAUUUAAGUUACAUGUAAGUACCUCACCUGGGUGGAAAGGGUUGCAUGGGGGCGGUUUGUGUGCAUGGAAAGCUUGCAGUGCACAGUUCUAACUAACCUGGCUUUGUAGUGCAGAAUGAGGCUGGGCAGUGAAUCUGCUCCUCCUGUAAAACACCACAUUUAAGUAGUGUAUUCACACAAAAGUAAGCUUCAAGAAAAAUGAUG